CAUUUCUAGUGUGCUUUGCGCUCCAGUAGAGUCGAUCUAAAUAUCUUUAUUCAUAGCACUGCCGGUCCUUUAUACCGGUGUACUCCGUGAGUUGCUUUACAGGUUGUAUGAGCACUGUUGGACCAGGCAUGUAUCACGCUCACAGACCCACAUGACGGGUUCUUCCCUUGUUUCCUCAGCAGCACCAAGCGAUAGGCGAGAUGGCUAGAAUCACGUAGUGUUAAAACAUAGUAAGGGCUAAUUUCUUCGCUGGUUAUUGCUCUGUGUAAUUCGAGAUCAUUUAGCCGGGUUGGUACUGCUUCCGAUCUCUCAGGGUAGAUUUCAAACACGAGUUUUUCUCUUAUGGAGCCCUGAAGCGGGCAUGUGUUUCAACGCUCUACAAUCACUUAUGGAUACCAGUAAACUCGUGUAAAGUGUUAAGAAGUAUAACGACAAGUGUUGGGUUUAUUUAUCUGUUUAUUGCCGAGAACGCAAAGUGAUAUCAGUGGAAUUACGUUUAUGUUCAUGUGGGAUUUACUUUUAAACGCUGACAGUGACCUUGGUGGUGGUACUAUGACGACAUUGCGGAGAUGAAGGGACUCAGAUCAUCAGAGGAGGGUAGGGCCAUCCCCGCCCACUAUAUUGGACCCAUUUGCACGUGAUUACCGACCCUCGGGAUUAUACUAAAUUGCUUACCAAUUGUUGUGUGUUGUUUUCUGAGGAUAUAUUCAACUCUGUGGAAAUUGUAUUAGUGAUUACAAUGUAAUUACACAUUUGUUUGGAGUAUAUACUUUGACCAUGGUGGUUCUGCCUGUCAGUGGCAAAUUUUUGGCGUCAACCGCGCUCGGACUAGCCCUCAUGAUUCUAAGUGCCCUUCCCAGUGAGGCCGUUCGAUACCUACGGCCAAUGUUUAACGAUAUGGAAUCCAAUGUGACAACCUAUGUAGGAGACUCCGCCGUGCUUGAGUGUUCUGUCAGAAAUCUAGGAACCAAAUCUGUAAUUUGGAAGAGGAAGUCGGAAAAGCAUGCUUUGACGAUUGGUGAUUUUGUGUUUACGAGUGACAACUCAUACUCCGUAGAACAUGCGGACCGCAGCCAAAUAUGGGCUCUUGUCAUCAAGAACGUACAGAAGGAGCACGCGGGGGACUAUGAAUGCCAAAUAAGUACAAAGGAGGACUUAAAUAAAUCUGUUUCAUUAAGAGUGCUAGAUGCAUCGAGUCAAACACCAGUUACUACACAACAGUCCUCGCCUAUCUUACCAGCGGUGAACUUGGGAGGAGCAGAGUUCGUUGAAAAGGGGAACCCUAUCAAAUUAUCUUGUAACGCCACCGGGAAAGUAAUGACACCGGAUGAUGUUGACUGGUUCAAGAACGGUAUCAAAAUUAAGAGCAGUGCAAGCAAUACGAUACAAAUCACUAAACGUCGCCUGCCGGUGACUCGGACGUUAGUUAGUACUCUACAUAUAAAACACAGCAAUAUGAAUGACACGGGGACGUAUAUUUGUCGAAGUACGGACCUAAAAGUGAAAGGCAAAUAUGUGAGCGUUUUAAAUUCGGAAUCAAGUCAAAUUAAACGCGACGGUGAAAAGACAAAUGGCGAAUUUGAACUACGCAAAACGUCAGAUUUCAAUGGACAGUGUAUGUUACACACACUGCCCAUGCACGUGCUAUUGAUCUUCUACUGUGUGACAUAUUUACUGUCCAGCGUCCACUAGGGGGCCAUCCCACGCGGGUGCCUGUGCAUAGACUUGUCCUACACAUGUACAGAAUCGGUGCCGCCAUUAGACGACGUGUCACUGAGCUUGGGCUAAGAGGGGAUCGUAAGAAAAUAUGCAUCUGUGAAUGUGGCUUAAUUAAUGGGCAUGUGUGCAUUAACGGAAUAUUUUGGUGUGUUAGAAGGGCAGGUGUAUUCUUUUGGCGACCACUCAGGAUAAUGACGUCUGGAAUCUGGUUAAAAUGAGCUGAUGAACUUCAACAAUAAUAGCACAUUCAAGCCAGUCGUUGUUGACCAGUUCAGUACCUGACGUUAGGAAACAUUAUGCAGUAGACGCUAUAGGGCGAACCGCCUGCCGCAUUCUGCUCUCAAUGACUUCCGGCAGGUUAUUUCCGGUCCGGAUGGUAACGGAAGUCUGCCGCUCGGUAUUGAUCCUGCCAGUGCAGACCGAUUAAUUAUAGGAGAGAUUGCGCAUGUGCGUUGCAGACAAGGAAUUACAGGCUAACACGGAACGCCGAUCGUUUUAAGGAUCCUGAUCAGUCGUGAGAGAGUCCAGGUUCGACGAGACAUGGAAUUUCAGAAUGUUUAACAGCCAGCGAUCAGGACAUAGCAGACGUUUAUCGUAUCUGAUAGAGUCCGCAUGGCUACACCAUUGGCACUGUAGUCAUCAUAUUUCGUAUCAUUCAUAUUUAUUAUUUAUACGUAUCAGGGAGUUGCUAUUAAGUAAGGGUCAUAUGUUUCACGCGCUGAGGGUCCCUUUAGGACCCCCAUAAGACCCGCGUUUCACGGAAGUCAAGUUUACAUCUGAACACUGCCGAGUUCUUACGCCUACCCAUCCUACUUAAAUGUUUCCACACUUCUUUUUUUCUUCAAUUUCUUACAAAUUUAUUAUUGCUGUUUUUUUUUUAUAAAGUACGCCAAUAUGUCCUUUGGAUUAUCAUUCGUUAACACACUUACGUAAUUACUAUUGCAAUGGGAUCGCUGUCUCUCGUUUAGGGGAAUGGAAAGAAAAUUGGAGUCAGUAUUGAUUAAACUGAAUACAUACAUUACCACAGAUUCCCUCCAAAUCGUUGCGGCUGUAUAUUUGUGUAUUGAAUGCCUACUUUAAAAGAGGCGAUGUCAUAGUUCAAGUAAACGGCACUUUACAUCACACAUUAGUAUGUUCAUAUAAAACAUGCUACACAGAAAAGGGUAUAGAAAAUAUCGCUAAAUCUUUUUUAUAUUAGAUUUGUAAUAAAUGAUGUUAUGAAUUGAUCAAAUCGUCCAUGUUAUCGUAAAAAAAUGACAUGCAUUCUACGUCAUUAGAUGUGAUAUUUUUGUAUUCGCCGAAGCAUUGUUUGAGAGCAAUUGUAACGUGCUUUGUGACGUCAGAAGGUCACAGUAUGAAGACUUUACCGCAUAUGGUACGUUUGUUUGUCCAGCUUCUUAAACAAUGUAUAAGUUAUAUUGAACGUUGCAUGCUGUAGGUUUCUGACGACUCAAUGCAGCAUCUACUUCAUAUUACUACAAUGCAGCUGCUGUACCAAAUGAAGAGUAGUGUUAUGCAUUACUUAAGAAAUUCUUUAGAAAAGAAGUUUGUCGUAAAAAGAAUGUGCUUUUGACGUCAUAAUAUUUGUAUUUGUCAACGUCAAUGACAGUUAGACGUCUUUGCAUCAAUCAUAUGUAUAACGUGACGACCAUGUAUAUUUUACUUGCCAAAAACGUGCAUCGUCUGUUACGUUUAUCACACAAACAGGUAUUUCAGCAUACCACCAGCUUAUGCCUAAAUAACAUAGAUAGCUGAAAUUGACAACCGCCAUUGUAAUUUACAAUUACAGAAACGACCGUCUGUUUAAACAUCUAGACAUACCGUGCAGUUGUCCAACUAUUUUUGGUAGUAAAGACGUCUCCCUGACAAUUUUCGACAAAUCGUCAUUACAUAUACUUGUUGUCGCCUUAGCUGUCCUGGCCAUGCCCUUCACUAAAAUCACGUCUAUGUGUAUAUGUGCUGCAUACUUAUAAUAAUGUAAAUAGUUAUCAGUUUUAGUCUGUAUAGCUUAGUACUUUACAUGUGAUAUUUGGUAUUAUCUUAAGGCAUAACAUAGAAAUAUUCAAGUAAAAGGAUUUUUUUCAGUCGUAAUGAGUAUCAUUUUGGACAUAACUAUUGUAACUACAGUAUAAAAGGAUCAAAACUAAGAAAUAUAGUUUACAGAUACAGCGUAUAAUUAGCAAAGAAGACUUUGGAGGAAUUUGACCUUCUGUUCACUUUAGGAAACCUGUGUUACAGCUGGACUAGUUUGGUGUAGCUCUUGUUUAAUUGAAAGUAUCAUUCAAGAAAAGACUACAUUUCCUUCGAUUGGAAACAUUUAUCGUAGGAAAAACAACAUAUUUUUAUAAUCUAUGUUGUUAUAUAUUAGAUAGUUUGUCCCAAACCAGAAAAAUAAAGUUAAUCCGUACAUGGAGUUAUGUGCCGAUGUCUAUAAGCACCACCUUUAAAUUGUUAUAGCAAGCACUUGUCUUUCAUCUCCCUCUUGGUCAAUAUCUUAUAGUAGGUAUUAUAAUUGCAGCUUCCUGUUAUCGCAAGGCAUGACGGGUACCGGAACUACAUUUCAAAGUGAAACGCAUAUUAGGUUUUGCAAUGUCGAUAUAGUAUAAUGUUCAUGUAUAUACGAUAUGUUCUUUUCAUUCCAUUUGAUGCAGUCUGUCAUUUGUAAAAAUCUUGUCAUUAUGCACACAUCUACAUGUGUCUGUGUAUGUCAUUCUAUCAAGAGGUGUCUGUCUCCCGAAUACUCUUAUUGUCAUCCUUGAUACCCUUAUAUCUGUCCAGCUGAAUCGUCCGUUUGUCAGUUCGUUGUAGCGUAUGUUCAGAUGAUCAUUAAAACAACAAAUUACUAUUCAAGUUUAUGGGAACAUGUUAAUGCUGUAAGAAUUUUACACCCUAUUGUCUUCAAUUAACAUCGUUAAACUUAAAGAUACUGAGACAUUUUACUAUGCAAGUAAACUAUCUUCGAAACAUAUUUAAGUGGCGGGUAUUGCAGGAUCAUACUGAACAGAAACCAUAUGUGUACCUCUAUUGCAUGACAUAGUAUUAUACGUGAAUGAGAUGUGUCAUGUCUCGAAAAAAACAUUUAAAGGAAAAAGUACACUUAUGUACAUUGUAUCUUAAUUCCAGAAUAAGAAAAUAAAUAAUGAUAACGCGGUGAUUUUCCUGUCUGUUUCUAUAAAUAAUAAGUAUUUGCGUUCCUCCCAGCCAGUCUGAACCUUCGACCUCUAAAACAUAUAUAUUUUGCAUUUUAAUUUGAUCAAGUUUUUCAUUGAUACAACAAAUACUUUUAAGUGAUUUUCUUUUCUCCAUUAUUCAAAUUUUAUCGUCUUGACUUAGCAAGUCAUCUUGUUGUUUGAGGUGACAUUGUCAUACUGAGAUUUUAACUCUUUCUGACAUAAUCAUAGUGUAUCAAACGUUAUUUGAAUAUUUCAGGACGAAGAUUCGUCUCCCAACUUAACCUAUACUACGAGCCCAAUUGUUCAGUUUCACCAUUUUUUGAAGCAUUGUGCGAGUUCGUGGACUUAUCAAUUUAAUGAAUCAAUUCAAGUUCACGAUGAUAGGGUCAAAUUGAAACGAUGUAUAGGGUUACAAUACCAGUAUGACAAGAAUUGCUUUUUCAACAACUCUAUAUGUAGAUGAUGUAUAUAUAAUGAUGAAUGGUUGUUUUUUUUGUAUAUAUUAGAAAAAAUACAAUGGAAAAACCGUGUCUAAAAUGUAAUGUAAUAAUUUAUUGUUGAGAAUUGAAUAUGUUGCAUUCGUUAAAGAUGCAAACCUGAAUAAAAUGUUCAGUAUUUUGUA
This is a messenger RNA of Pecten maximus, 5514 nucleotides long. Its product is annotated as follistatin-related protein 4-like. Gene Ontology annotation, biological process: synapse organization. The record is from RefSeq and is a predicted model, not a curated record. Bases 778 to 1692 code for a protein of 304 amino acids. Lineage: Eukaryota; Metazoa; Mollusca; Bivalvia; Pectinida; Pectinidae. The transcript has 9 exons. Gene Ontology annotation, cellular component: neuron projection membrane.